GCACGAUGCACAAACUACACUGACGUCCCCACCGCGCCAUCUUCAUAAAAAAGCCUAGUGUGGAGGUUGAAUGAAAGCCGUGGCUUUUUUUUUUGUUGAAAGAAACCUUUGCUGCAUGGAGUGAUAUUCUUGCUUUUCAAGGUGGUCUUGUCAGUUUUUGUGAUCAUGGGGGUCAAGAUUCAACGUUCUCGGUGCUUCCUUGACAUCGGCAUUGGAAAUGUACUAGUUGGCCGCAUCGUUGUUGAACUGUUUUCGGACGUCUGCCCCAAAACAUGUGAGAACUUCCGAUGCCUUUGCACAGGUGAGAAAGGCAUCGGUAAAGGAACGCAGAAACCUCUCCAUUACAAAGGAUGUCUGUUCCAUCGGAUUGUGAAAGACUUCAUGAUUCAAGGAGGGGACUUCAGUGAAGGUAAUGGAAGAGGAGGUGAAUCCAUCUAUGGGGGCUUUUUUGAAGAUGAAAGCUUUGCUGAAAAACACAACAAGGAGUAUCUGCUGUCUAUGGCGAACAGGGGAAAGGAUACAAAUGGAUCACAGUUUUUCAUAACAACAAAACCAACUCCUCAUCUGGAUGGCGUCCAUGUGGUUUUUGGGCAUGUGAUUUCUGGUCAAGAGGUUGUACAAACCAUGGAGAACCAGAAAACAGAUCCUAAUAGCAGACCGUAUGCAGAAGUCAAGGUCUUGAACUGUGGUGAACUUGUCCCAAAAUCAAAAGCAAAGAAACACAACAAAAAGAAAGAGAGGGCCUCGUCAGGUUCCAGUGGUAGUUCCAGUGACUCUGACAGCACCUCGGAAUCCUCCUCAGAUUCGGAAGAAUCUGACAAAGAGUCUAAGAAGCAAAAGAAGAAGGCCAAAAAGCAAAAGAAGAAACAGAAGAAGAAGGACAAGAAGAAUCCAAAGCCUGAAAUCGUUGAAGAGAAAGAACAAGAAGAGGUGGUCACAUCUACCGUGCGUCCUGAAGAAAUACCUCCAGUCCCUGAGAAUCGAUUCCUCAUGAGGAGAAGCCCCCCGAUCGUCGAUAAGGAAAAAGAGCCCGAGAAGGACCAGCGCAAUAGAGAAGAACGACCAAGAGACAGCUCUGGCAUGAGAAACAACUCUCAGUCAACCUAUAACAGAAGACUGGUCAUGACACGAUCUGGCAGGAAGAUAAAAGGCAGGGGCCCCAGGAGAUACAGAACUCCUUCACGUUCUCGUUCAAGAUCCAGGGAUCGUUUUCGGCGUAGUGAAACUCCUCCCCACUGGCGUCUAGAGCUGCAGCGCCAGAGGAUGAGAGCAGUCACAGGAGAGCGUUGGAUUAAGGGAGACAGAGGUGACAUGAGUGAGGACAAGGACGAGGCUGCUAACUCUCAGAGGAGAGAACGACAGACCUCUGUGACCAAGCAGGAACACGGAGAUGAGGGUAAAAAGGACAAGAAAGCUCGAUCUCGGAGAUCUAAAAGCAAGGACGACUCUGCAGAAAAGGGUGAGAAGCAAAGCAAGCAGAAGGACAAGAAAAGGGCCAAAUCUAAAAGCCGCAGUAAAAGCAGAGACAAAAGUAGGAGGUCAAAAAGCAAAGAAAAGAGUCACAAGCAUAGAAGUAGUGACAAGAAAGAUCGCUCAAGGAGUAAAGACCGAAGUGCGAAUAGGAAAGAAAAGGAGUCUGAAUCUGACCCCUGCAAAGAAAAAAACAAGGAGAAGGAGUCUAAUGAGAAGCAGAAAGCAGAUUCAAAAACAAGCAACGGCGAGAAAACAAGGACCAAGUCACAAAGCAAAGAGCGAAAUUCUAAGGACGGGCGCAGAUCAAGAAGCAGAAACCGAGAGAAGGGCAGACGCGCUGGCUCCAAGGAGAAAGAGGAAAAACGAGACAAAGACCGAGAGCGGGGCAGGGAACGCAGCAGGAGCCCACACAGGCGCCACGACGACAACAAGGAAGAUAAAAGGCGGAGAACACGGAGUCGGGAGCGUGGGAAAAGUCCCGACAGAAGCAAGAGAUCGAGCAGGCGUUCCAGAAGCAAGAGCAGUAGGAGAGGACGCAGCAAAGAUCACGCCACGCCUCGUAAGGACAGCCAGAGGAGACGACGAAGCAGCAGCAGCAGCAGCAGCUCUGAUAGAGAUGAUAGACGCAAGCGCCGCAAGAGCCCAGAUUCCAAGCGCAGAAGAUCCAAAAGCACCUCCAAAGACAGAAAAAGAGUGGACACGAAAGGCAAGAACGACAGCAAGAGGAAUCACUCGAGCUCCAGUUCCAGCUCCGACAGCGACUGAGACCAGUCUUUACUCGAUGCUCAUCCAGCAUGCAGCUCUAUCUUUCAGCCUGCUUUCUGACAUUCCUCACAGUCCAUCCACAAUAUUUGCCAACUUCAAGAUCCUAAACAUUAAAGGAGAGGCUGCACCAGAUGAAUGCCAUGCUGGAAAAUCCAUUAGGAACAAUAGACCAGAGUCGUUUGAGCUUUUGGAAAGAAUAAAA
Messenger RNA from Dunckerocampus dactyliophorus (ringed pipefish), 2440 nucleotides. It is a transcript of the gene ppig, whose product is annotated as peptidylprolyl isomerase G (cyclophilin G). Gene Ontology annotation, cellular component: nucleus. Gene Ontology annotation, molecular function: peptidyl-prolyl cis-trans isomerase activity. NCBI's taxonomy places the organism in Eukaryota, Metazoa, Chordata, Actinopteri, Syngnathiformes, Syngnathidae. Gene Ontology annotation, biological process: protein folding; protein peptidyl-prolyl isomerization. Bases 166 to 2238 code for a protein of 690 amino acids. The record is from RefSeq and is a predicted model, not a curated record. The transcript has 13 exons.